Messenger RNA from Arachis ipaensis, 996 nucleotides. Lineage: Eukaryota; Viridiplantae; Streptophyta; Magnoliopsida; Fabales; Fabaceae. The record is from RefSeq and is a predicted model, not a curated record.
CAUUGAAUUUCUCCUGCUUAUGGGUUCUUUAUUUUCGGUUGAGAUGGGGGAGGGGGGAUAAUCUGAGAGAUCAUUUCUAUCUACAAAGCUAUAAAAGCUAAGAAAAUGAUUUACUGCUUCAGGUUCUCUGACGAGCGGAUAUCUCGGAGAUUUGAAACAAAUUAUUUGGGGUGCGUCCCUGUACCUUCAACUGUGAUAGACAUUGAUAAGAGUUGGAUUUCAAAGCCACGAAUUGGUCCAGAGUAUAGGGACGGUUUGAACAGAUUCUUAGAUUUCGCAUUUGCCAAUACAUCGUCCGAUGGGAUGAUACAUUGUCCAUGUCCGAAGUGUGGGUUCCGCCUUCUCCAAACUAGAGAGGAUGCGUACGAUCAUUUGAUAAUAAAAUCUUUCCCCUCUAGUUAUACAUUUUGGGUACAUCACGGUGAGCGACGUGUGGCAGAGAGCUCUAGUGAAGGACAAGAAGUAGAACCCGAUAGAAACCUCAAAGAGCUAAUGAUUGACAUGGUUCAGGAGGUGUUCAACUUCCCAGGACUUCAUGGCGACGAAGACGAUUUAGUGAAUGAACAUCUUGGCAGGGAUCGAGAGGAGUUGCCAUACCUAUCAAAUGAAAGUAGUCGCGAGGCCCGCAACUUGCAUGACCUGCUCGAAGAUGGAGCGCAGGAGCUAUACCUGGGAUGUUCAAAGUUUUCUAAGCUAUCUUUCUUGGUGAGGCUCUGUCAUAUAAAGUCUAUGUGCGGAGUGAGCAACAAGGCCUUGGAAUGAUACUGGAGUUGCUGGCGGAUGCCUUUGAGCAUGGAAGGAUUCUGAACACUAUGCACGAUGCCAAGAUGAUCAUAAGAAAGCUCGGUAUCGCGUACAAGAUGAUAGAUGCAUGUCUAAAUGACUGCAUGCUAUACUAGGGCAGUGACUAAGGGCUAUCUAAAUGCAAGCGAUGUGGGACAUCGAGAUGCAAGCAAAAGACUAAGAACUCAAGAGUGAGGAUCAACAGGGUUGUUA